CCCAUUUACGGAGACCCAUACCCCUAGCCGGCAACCAAGCACGGCAGGAACGGGUCGGCCUUUUGAUAUGGCUGCGUGAGGGCCCCUAACGUUGUGACCACCUUUGACAACCCAAUUCCCGACGCUGCGUUUGCAGGCAUUGCCCAACAUGCAUUAGGGGUGCGUACCGAAGAUGAGGGAAGUCCGCUGCAAGAGGGAGAAAAGACACUCAAUUGUCAAAGUAAAAGCCAUCCCUCCGACGAAGCCGGUACCAAACCAUGCAUUGCACUUGAUGAAGAGACAAGGCAAGCACAGGUACAGCCUGACAGCCGCGUGCAUCGCAGGAAUGUUGACCAGCAAUGUUUCAACAGGUGUAGAUUCCAGCUCGCACGUACUCCUACAGAACCUGCCAUGGCUAUUGGAAUUGAACUUCUUCAAAGCUGUCUCUUCAGGUCACUUGAAGUAUCCACAAUUACAUUUUUUCAGACCACACCGUCCUCCGAAGUAUCGUGCACGACUGGACAGUGAGAUCCACGUCGGUAGCCGUACUGGUGUGAAUAUAGACGUGGAUAUGAACGCAAAGCUUCAAUUUUGCGUCCAAUGGCUUCCGAAACCAAUCAUACAUCUGUCGAUGAGUAGCGAUCGGGCGGGGAUUGCUCUUCAAUUAUGCCGCUCUCAUCUCACGCACACCCACCUUGGGCUUUAUUGUCCAAUUCCUCCGUCACUUAAGAGACUGUCUCUCGGAUAGAAGUGUUCCAACUCAUCCGUAAGAGUUCUUCGAGGCAGUUCCAUAAGGCCCACCGCGUAUACCCGUCCUAAUAUAUCAAGCCAUCGAUGGAACGAUCCAUGUCCGUGAGG
Messenger RNA from Aplosporella prunicola CBS 121167, 837 nucleotides. RefSeq lists its product as uncharacterized. Lineage: Eukaryota; Fungi; Ascomycota; Dothideomycetes; Botryosphaeriales; Aplosporellaceae. Bases 173 to 727 code for a protein of 184 amino acids. The transcript has 2 exons. The record is from RefSeq and is a predicted model, not a curated record.